Kluyveromyces marxianus DMKU3-1042 is the source of this 717-nucleotide messenger RNA. RefSeq names its product 5-formyltetrahydrofolate cyclo-ligase (gene FAU1). Bases 1 to 717 code for a protein of 238 amino acids. The record is from RefSeq and is a predicted model, not a curated record. The transcript has a single exon. Gene Ontology annotation, molecular function: 5-formyltetrahydrofolate cyclo-ligase activity. Gene Ontology annotation, cellular component: mitochondrion. Gene Ontology annotation, biological process: folic acid-containing compound biosynthetic process; tetrahydrofolate interconversion. NCBI's taxonomy places the organism in Eukaryota, Fungi, Ascomycota, Saccharomycetes, Saccharomycetales, Saccharomycetaceae.
AUGGUCCCGCAGAAACAGGUUUUGAGGAGGCAGGUGAAACAGGCGUUGCGUGCGAUCACGCAACGGGAGCUCGUGCAGCAGAGCGAGACUCUCUCGAGACUUGCGCUUCGGGUGAUCGAUGCGCAGGGGUACAGGCACGUCGCGUGCUUCUUGAACAUGGAGCACAGCGAGGUGAAGACCGAGCCGCUGCUCGAGUCGCUGUUUCGAGAGGGCAAGACGGUGUACUUGCCUCGGUGCACGACGACUCGGGUUUCGAAGCAGAAGAUAUUGCGUGGGAAUCAGGCAGACCAGCAGGCAGACCAGCAGGCAGGUCACCACGCACACCUCACCUUCUAUGCGAUGAGCUCCAUCGAGCAGGUGCGGGCGUUGAAACCGCAGGGCAAGUACCAAUUGCGGGAGCCCCAAGCAGUGGACCCUGAGCCGCUUCCACCGCAGGAACUAGAGGUGAUUCUCAUGCCCGGAGUUGCGUUCUGCAAGAAGAACGGCGCACGCAUGGGCCAUGGGGCCGGCUACUACGACGACUACAUCACCAGGCACUUGCACUACACGGGCAAGAAGCCGCUGCUCGUCGGGCUGGCGUUGAAGGAGCAGCUGGUCGACGACGUGCCCGUCGAGGAGCACGACUACACCGUCGACUGCCUGGUCUCCGGCGAUGGGGAAGUCACUUGGUAUGGGCCCCGGCCCAGCCCAGACAGGAGCAAGAAGGAUCAUAAAUAA